Oldenlandia corymbosa var. corymbosa is the source of this 1023-nucleotide messenger RNA. The record is from the annotation of a GenBank genome assembly. NCBI's taxonomy places the organism in Eukaryota, Viridiplantae, Streptophyta, Magnoliopsida, Gentianales, Rubiaceae.
AUGGACCAACAACCCGAAAAUUACCAAUACACUUCAAUCACAAUACCCCUCCUAAUUGGAGAAGUUAAUAUUGCCAAUGAUCCGUCAACUAAGGCUAAGCCCGAGUAUAAUAUUGUUGAUUCCGUUACACCAGGCGGCUCUACUUCAUUUUACAGAACUUGUCUCAAUGUGGUCAAUUUCCUUUCAGGAGUUGGGAUACUUGCACUGCCAUAUGCAUUGGUAGCUGGAGGAUGGUUGAGCUUGACAUUUCUGUUUGUUAUUGCAUCUUGUGCAUUCUACUCUGGAUUGCUUAUUCGGAGAUGUAUGGAUAUGGAUUCCAGCAUAAGGAGCUUCCCUGACAUGGGGGAGCGCGCUUUCGGGACGAAAGGAAGAGCACUUGUAUCCUUCUUCAUGCACACCGAACUGUACAUUGGAGUCACCGGUUUCAUGAUCCUGGAAGGAGACAAUUUGAACAAUAUAUUCCCCGGCGUAUCAUUUCGGAUUGAUGGUUUUGUCAAUAUAGGGGGAAAAGAGAGCUUUGUUGUGUUGGCGGCUCUUAUCAUAUUGCCCACUGUUUGGUUGAAGGAUUUGAGCCUACUUUCAGUCGUAUCUGGUGGAGGAGUGCUGGCUACUCUUAUUCUGGUUUGCUCCAUCGUUUGGAAUGGUGCAUUUGAUGGGAUUGGAUUUCAUAAGAAGGGAACUCUUAUGAAUUGGAAGGGUAUCCCUACUGCUAUUAGCCUGUUUUCCCUCUCCUCUUGUUCUCAUCCUGUUUUCCCAUCUAUUUACCCUUCCAUGAGUAACCCAAAACAGUACUCCAAGGUGAUGAUUGUGAGCUUUUUCAUCUGCACCGUGACCUAUGCUUUCAUAGCCAUUAUGGGAUACCUAAUGUUUGGGCAAGAAGUGAUGUCUCAGAUUUCUGGAAUUUAUCAAAGGUUUGGGUAUGAGCUGAUGCUUAUAGUUGGAAUAGUGUUCGUAGGCAUCAUUAGCGCGAUAACUGGAACCUACACUGCUUUGGUCGAGCUUGUAAGGCACUACCACUUUUGA